AUGGAUCUCGCCCUGUACAAAGAAUUUCGCGAGGAAUGCGACGCAGCAUACCCAGAGACUGUUGAACUUGACUGUGACCCCCCCAGGCGUCGUCCCCGCGGGCUAGCCAUCUACCCACCCCACUAUGGCGCCGGGUUCUUUAUCUCUGGAGAAUGCCUGGCACACGUCUUCGAAAUCCCGCCUCCCAACCUUCAGGGUUAUGUUAAUUAUUGGGCCCCGAAAGACAAAAAGGGCGUGUUUUUCUCGAUGAUUGAAGUGACGUAUUACGACUUCCUCGUCUGCUUUGCUCAUACCGUCGACGACAAGCGCGACAUGGACGAGUGGCAUAACAAGAGGGACGAGUGGUUUGAUACCUUUUGCACAGUACUCAAGUUGAACGAGACGGCGAGAAGGAUCUGUAAGGAGAACUACAAGUGGUAUCGGUUGAUUGACUUGGACAAGGAAAGCAGACUGCCGCCCAAUGUUUCCUUACAGUCUGAGACUGCGAAAUCUUGA
This is a messenger RNA of Coprinopsis cinerea okayama7#130, 495 nucleotides long. RefSeq lists its product as hypothetical. The record is from RefSeq and is a predicted model, not a curated record. NCBI's taxonomy places the organism in Eukaryota, Fungi, Basidiomycota, Agaricomycetes, Agaricales, Psathyrellaceae. The transcript has 3 exons. The coding region runs from base 1 to 495 and encodes 164 amino acids.